AUGGGCUCCUCCUCCAAAAAAGACCGCGCGGAAUCCGUCCUCAGCGCCCCCGCCCCCUCCAUCAAGAGCGAGAAGCGGGAGAAGAGAUCGUCCAAGAAGUCGUCUUCCUCCAGACUGGAGGAUGUAGCCGAGUCGGUUUAUGAAGACGAACAACACAAGAAGCGUAAAAAGGAGAAGAAGGAGAAGAAGCGCAAGGCUGCUGCUGCGGAGGCGGAGGGCGAGGAUGUAACUGCUACCGAAGAGGUGACUGACAACCUUCUCACCACGGAGGACGAGAGGCCCAAGAAGAAGAAGAAGAACAAGAGGGAUGAUGAUGAUGAGGUGAAGAGGGUCAAGAAGAGGAAGGAGGAGGAGGAGGAGGAGGAGGAGGAGGAGGGGUCGGAUGGGGGGGAGACGAUCAAGAGCAAGGAGUCGAGGCGGAAGAGGAGGGAGAGGGAGGAAGAGGAGGAGAAGGAGAGACGGAUGAGGGUGAGGACAGAGAGGAAGAGGGCCUAG
Messenger RNA from Podospora anserina S mat+, 495 nucleotides. RefSeq lists its product as uncharacterized. The coding region runs from base 1 to 495 and encodes 164 amino acids. The transcript has a single exon. NCBI's taxonomy places the organism in Eukaryota, Fungi, Ascomycota, Sordariomycetes, Sordariales, Podosporaceae. The record is from RefSeq and is a predicted model, not a curated record.